AUGUUAAUCUAAUUUGUAGUCAUCUUUAUAACAACUAUUUUAAUGUUAAUAAGCAAUCAUACUAAUGAAAUCAAUAAUUUAUGCACAUUAUUAAUUAUAUUCCUAUUUGUUCUAUUUGGAUGUACAUUAUAUAAACAAAAAUAAUUUAUUGAUGUUAAAAAAAGAUUUAAUAAUAAUGUCCAAGAAUAUGAAUUAAACUAGAAGAUCUAUGAAUCUACCAUCAAAUUCUAUUACUUCUAUACUAAUUAAUAAUAAUUUAAAAUCAUUAAAUGGAUAUAUUUAUAUAUAUCAAUCAAUAUUUUACUCAUAAAUUAAAACUUUAUACUCUUAAAAUAUUAAGAUUCAAAUAUUUAAAACAAUAAUAUAGAGAUUUCUUAAUCUGAAUAUUUACUAAAUAUAAUUAAUAUCAUAAUUGAAGAACCAAUGCUUAGUGUUUUAUUCAUACUUAGUUCAAUAAUAGCUUUUAUUUUUAUCAUUUUAGAACUAUUAAAAUUAUUCUUUUUUAUUUUUUUAAUCUAUUAAGAAUGUUCCAUUCCGAUUUAUUAUUACAAACAUCAUAAUAUCAGUAUUUAUAUUUACAUAAUUUUAGAAAUUUAAAAAANAAAUAAUAACUCUAGAUAUUUCUAAAAAAUUAUUAAAUUCAAGAAAAUUCAUAAAACUAUUAAAGCUAUUUAAAAAUAAAUUAUUUUUAAUUAAUUAUUUUGCAUUGAGAAGCCUAAUGUUGUUAUUUUUUUAUUACAAACAUAAUUUUAUACAUCAAAAAUAAGAAUAGAUUUAUACUUAAAAUAAACCCACUCUAAAUUAUAAUGGAUAUUUGGGUAUUAAUUGAGAGGGUAUUGA
This is a messenger RNA of Paramecium primaurelia, 840 nucleotides long. NCBI's taxonomy places the organism in Eukaryota, Ciliophora, Oligohymenophorea, Peniculida, Parameciidae. The record is from the annotation of a GenBank genome assembly.